Limanda limanda (common dab) is the source of this 2635-nucleotide messenger RNA. It is a transcript of the gene ndrg1a, whose product is annotated as N-myc downstream regulated 1a. The coding region runs from base 157 to 1338 and encodes 393 amino acids. Lineage: Eukaryota; Metazoa; Chordata; Actinopteri; Pleuronectiformes; Pleuronectidae. Gene Ontology annotation, biological process: signal transduction. The transcript is spliced from 16 exons. Gene Ontology annotation, cellular component: cytoplasm. The record is from RefSeq and is a predicted model, not a curated record.
CGUUAUAAACAAAGCAACGCCUGUCCCACCACACUGCUGCAAUCUGUCUGAAGAGAGAGAGAGAGAGAGAAAAAGUUUGUCUGGACAUUUGUUUGCGGGGAGUGAUCAUCUCAGGACAAUCAGAAGAGAAAUCCACAGGUUCUGCAACUUUUGGAAAUGGAUGAAAUCCAGGUUGAGUCCAAACACCUGCUGGUGGACAGGGAACUGCCGGGCCUGAGAGAGGCUGUGCAGCAGCUUGUUAUCAAGGAGCACGAUGUGGAGACUCCUUAUGGAAGAAUCCACUGUACGAUGAAGGGGGUUCCUAAAGGGGAAAGACCCGUCAUCCUCACCUUCCAUGACAUCGGACUGAACCACAAAACCUGCUGGGACACGCUCUUCAACCAUGAGGACAUGUCAGAGAUCAUGCAGCACUUUGCCGUGUGUCACGUUGACGCCCCUGGGCAGCACGAGGGAGCAAACACUUUUUCCACUGGAUACGAGUACCCCUCAAUGGACCAGGUCUCUGAGACACUCCCUCUGGUGCUGAAGCACUUUGGGCUGAAGACAGUCAUUGGAAUGGGCAUCGGGGCGGGCGCCUACAUUCUGACCAGAUUUGCACUGGACUAUCCAAACUUGAUGGAGGGCCUGCUGCUCAUCAACAUCAACCCGUGUGCUGAGGGCUGGAUGGACUGGGCUGCACACAAGCUCAGUGGCUUGGCUCACGCAAUGCCCGACGUGAUCAUCGGCCACCUCUUUGGAAAGGAGGAGAUCCAUCACAACCAGGAUAUGAUUGCAACGUACCGCCACCACAUCCAGCAUGACAUGAACCAGUUUAACCUGCAUCUCUUUAUCAAGUCCUACGAAAGUCGAAGGGAUCUGGAAGUUGAGCGACCGGUCCCUGGAAGCCACGUCAGAACCCUCAAGUGCCCCUCUCUGCUGGUGGUUGGCGACAGCUCACCUGCAGUGGAUGCUGUGGUUGAGUGCAACACCAAGCUGGACCCGACAAAGACUACCUUGCUUAAGAUGGCUGACUGCGGUGGCAUGCCCCAGGUUGACCAGCCAGCGAAACUGACAGAAGCUUUCAAGUACUUCAUUCAGGGCAUGGGAUACAUGCCGUCUGCCUGCAUGACCCGCCUGGUCCGCUCCCGCACCGCCUCCGGCACCAGCGUCACCUCCUUCGAGGGGAACCGCUCCCGCUCCCACACCCACGAGGGGAACCGUUCCCGCUCGCACACCAACGAGGGGAACCGCAGCCGCAGCCAAACCGCCGAGCACCCACGCGGCCGCUCCCACACGGGCGGCUCCAUGGACGGCCCGGUCGACCAGGCCGUGCCCAAGUCCACCGAAGUGUCCUGCUAAAGCGAGCCUCCAUCCCCAGGACACGCGCAGCUCUCAAAGGUCCCUUCGGUUCGUGCUGCGUUGCCUCUAACCGACACACACACACAUUGCUACUCACACACACAUCUAAGCGAAGAGGGACACAAGGGUGGCGUAACCCGGGUUUGUAAAAACGCACAAAGGACACUCACCUGCAGAGGAGUCAGUGCAGCUGAGAGGCCCCAACUAGAAAACAUGAGGUCUUGAGUAGGAGGUCAAGGGGUCAACUGUAAGCCUGUUUUAUCAUUCUGAGGGACUCCAACACAUCUGAACUGCUCCUGCGCUCCGGUGUCAGGCGAGUGUGUCGUUAGGGACAACGCAGCAUCUGGGAACACCGAAUCAGAGAUUGUCGGAGAAAGCUGUGGACACCAGCUCGUACAUGUAUCGCUCAUAACCUCUCAUACAUAUAUAAAAAGAAAAAAAAGAAAAUUGUUUUAAAUUUCCAUUUCUGCAUUUCCUCAUCCUGUUUGUAUCCAUUUUUACCAAUAUUGACACAGCUUUCUUAAAUAUACCUGACUGUUUUCUGUUCACUGUAAUUGUCUGAUCAUUUAUCUCGUUGUUUUCCAUGUCUGACGUGUUGUCGUUGGUACGUAGGAGCAGAUUUAUAGACGUAGAGAAUGUGGAGGCACUUGUGGAUAAAUCUUUAAAAUAAAUAGCAGUUUGCUUUUCAAAUUGCGAGUGUAACUUUGAACAUUAAGGGACGUGCAUCAAGUUUAUCAUUUAUAUACAACGAAAAAUGUUGUUUCAUCUCAGCAGUGUCCAUUAUCCUUGAUUUUUUAUUUUAAAACAUCUUGUUAUUUUAACUACUUUUAACUCAAAGAUACAUAUCCGUCAUGAGUCUGUCAGCUUCGCCAUUAAUCAAAACCACUCAGAAACUCAGAAGCUUUUUAUAAUGGAUCGUGGCCUCAUACAAAAAGGUUUCUUUCCUCUUUUUUUUAAGAUGAUUUCUAUGCAAUCAAUCACAAUGGAACAAAGAUGUGCCACGGAAUCGUUCACUCUUUAGACGAGAUGCUCCUACGUGGUGGUGGAUUAUUUGGGGGGGUGACGUGUUAGGUCCGCAUGUUAACAUGAGGAUAGCCGUAGAACUUACCUGACACCUUCUACUCCCGUAUUUUACUUUGCACUACAGCAGCGUUUUUUUUUCUUCCGCUUGGUAGAACACAAACAUACAGCUUUGUAAAGAUUGCGAUACACAACCGUCUAAUGCCGUAGAAAAGCAUUAAAAUGACGUAACAGUUUGUAUUUAUUAAAAAAACGACAAUAAAAACCUUGUAACAGA